GCGGCCGAGCGCGCUAGGAGUCCGCGAGAGUCGGGGAAGUGGAGCCGCAGGGCGCGCGGGGCAGGCGGCGAGCGGAGCCGGCCGGAGCGGGCCGGGCAGCGGCCGCCGCCGUCCCGGAGCGCGCGCGCGGGGUGGGCGGGAGGAUGGAGCUGAAUUCCCUGCUGAUCCUGCUGGAGGCGGCCGAGUACCUGGAGCGCAGGGACCGAGAGGCCGAGCACGGGUACGCCUCGGUGCUGCCCUUCGAUGGCGACUUUGCCAGGAAGAAAACAAAGGCCGCUGGCCUGGUGCGCAAGGCCCCGAACAACAGGUCUUCGCACAAUGAACUAGAAAAGCACAGACGAGCCAAACUCAGGCUGUACCUGGAGCAGCUCAAGCAGCUGGUGCCCCUGGGCCCCGACAGCACCCGCCACACCACGCUGAGCCUCCUGAAGCGUGCCAAGAUGCACAUCAAGAAACUGGAGGAGCAGGACCGCCGGGCCCUCAGCAUCAAGGAGCAGCUGCAGCGGGAGCACCGCUUCCUGAAGCGGCGCCUGGAGCAGCUGUCGGUGCAGAGCCUGGAGCGCGUGCGCACGGACAGCACGGGCUCCGCCGUGUCCACCGACGACUCAGAGCAAGAAGUGGAUGUAGAGGGCAUGGAGUUUGGCCCCGGGGAGCUGGACAGUGUUGGCAGCAGCAGUGACGUGGAGGACCACUACAGCCUGCAGAGCGGCGGCUGCAGCGACGGCGGCUACGCGCCCCCCUGCAGGCGGCCCGGCCGCCCUGGCCUCUUGUAGGCCCUGCCCUCUGCUCUGCGGCCCGCCUGCCCGCCCGGCCAAGCGUGUCAACCCUCAGUCCUUGAAAGUCUCUCCACGGGCCCACUGCUGUGCCAUUCUGGAAGCUCCAGCUGCCGCCUGGGCUGCCCGCCUCCGCCCGCCUUGCCGGCCAGGGCCCGCCGCGCCGCCCGCUCCUCCCGCCCGGGCAGGGACCCCCACAGGGCGGCGGGGCCCAGCUCCCGCGCCCCGGAGCCCAGCAUAGCCGCCCACAGCCUGUUUUCAGAUUCCUAAUCAUUCCAGAAGUAUUAAAUGUCAUUGCUGCAAACCUCGGCGGGCGCCGUGUGGGGGCUUACUGACCACCACGGGCACUCGGAGCCCAGCCCCGGAUCCCAGGAGAGAGGAGUGGACCGAGGAAGGAAGGAAGGCGUGGCUCUCCGUCCGUCUGUCCAUCUAUCUGUUGGUCCACAUGGGCUCCUGAGGCGCGGACAGAGGGACCCAUGAAGGGCGGGACUCGGGUGAGCAUCCUGGGGCAGGUGGGUGGAUGGGGCCUGGGCACCUGCCGGUGUCAGGAGCUGGGGCUGGGCUUCUGGGGGCUGCCAGGCUACCCCAGUCCAAGCUGGGCGGCUUCUGCUCUGUUGUUAGACCCCGCAGGUGUACACACGCAGCGCCUAGACACACGCCUGCCCGCACACACAUGCACACGUGCAGACACAUGUGGCCCCUGGACCGGGAGGGCACGUGUCCCGGGGCCUUCAGGGGUCAGGUGGGCAGAUGCUGGCCCCUGGACUGUGCCCGGCACCCCUUCCCAGUCUGCACAGGGAAGGGGGCUUCUGGGCCAGCAGGAGCGGAGGAGUGCUGGGGAGCCAGGAGCUGAAACCACUGGGUCCUCAGAGGGCUCGCUCAUCUCCUUUUAAAAAACAAAACAAAAAGUUGCUGCACUGCCCAGCAGCCCAGCACAGGGCUCCGGGGAGAGAAGCUUUUUCCCCCAAAAAAGGAAAAAAAAAAAAAAAAGCAACAGGAGAGAAAUGUUUUUUAAAAAGAGCGACUCCGGCCUGAUGUUGGCGUGAGCUGCCUGUUUCCUGUACGAGAUUUUUUCUACUCUAUUUUCCUAGCGUCCUUGUUUGCUGAGGGGUGGGAGUGACCCAGCGUCUCAGGGACUCGUCCGUCUGUCACUGUCGUCUAAGUGUGCCUUGUGUCCCGUGUCUGGCCCCACCCUGACCGUCACCACCAGCAUCUCCCGCGUGGCUCACGGGAUGCCCUCCACCCGCCCCGGCCCAUCAGGUGUCUUCUGGGCCUCCUCCCCAGGGGGCAGCCCCUCAGUGGCCAGGCCAGGUCAGGGGCUCUGCAGCAGCAGGGCUGCUUUCUGUCCCCUGGUGGGGGGGCUGGGACCUCCACCUCCCCCAACCCCACGGCAACCUGGCCUCCGUGUUGGGGGCCUGCUAACCAGAGAAAUAGGUUCUUACCUGUACCCAGCUUGAACCUUGAACCCUCUCUUCUCCAGAACUUGAGCAAGGGCUCCAGAUUUCAGACUUUGGCAGCUGCUAGAGACAACCGUUCACCCUGGGUGGUCAGGCCUGGGCACUAGGAGGCGUCUCCUAACCUUCUGUUCCCGAAGUCCUCGUCUCCGGGGGCCACACAGCAAUAUUCAGGUGGUGGGCUGCGGGGCCGACCGACAGCAGUGUCUGACCCCCUGUCUGGUGCACUGUAACCAGCUCCCAGAUCGUGGGGGAUGGUUUGGGUUCAUCUUCAGGCAGGCCGAUGGACGGACACCCCAGGCGGGUGGCCCAUGGCGGCGGAAAGGGGUCCUUGGAAGUAGCUCUGGCACAGAACCUGCCCUGCGGGGGCCUGGGGGUGGUGGUGAAGAGCAGGCUCAGGGGGACAGUGCGCAGAGUCGGGGGCAUCAUCCCGAAGCUUUGCUGGUGGUUGCAAGGCAGACCUUUCCAGCUCCAGUGGGGUCCAGCUUGCCCCGAAGGGCCUUCUCCCGCCGGGCCCAGCCCGCCUUGCGAGGACCCCAGUGCCCUCUGAGCAGGGCAGGAACACCCGCCUUUAAGAGCCUGCUGCUGUAGGAGAUAACGCCUCAGGCCCUGGGGUGGUCUGGCUUCUGACUCUUUAAAAGCCGCAGCCCCCCCCAACCACCCCCAUCCCCUGCACCUGGGGAGGUGCUGCUCCCACCUCUGGUGGGCAGAAUUCUACCCAGGGACAGCUGUGGCCCUCAGCUGGCCCUCCUGGCAGCUCAGCCCGUGGCUUCUCAGGCCUCACUGGCCACUCAGGCGUGCUGGGUCCCAGAUGUGGACGCCAGUGAGGGUCGGGUGCUAGGGCCACUCACGUACCCACCCCUCCCACUGGCCAGGUGCACAGCGCAGCCCCUGCCAGUGGCCACGGGGACCCAGAGGGUUGUUUAGUGUGUACCUGAGUGUUGUCAGUCUGUAGAAAGCACACGGGGCCAGAACAGGGCCAGCGGGGGGCCUGUGCCCUCCCUGUGUGCUCGCCCAUGCCCUGUGGACCACCCUGGCACUCAGGGGCUGGGAUCCUUGAACUCCAGGCUCAGGUUUGGGUCCACACCCUUGCUGUGAGACGCCCCCCACACCCCCCCCACCUCAGUGCAGGCCCAGCUGGCCGGGGAGGCCGCCCUGGCUCUGCCCGUGCAGGUCAGGUCUCAGGAGCAUGGCGCCCAAGCCUGGGUUCCUGGGUGGCCUGUUCCCUCCUGUCUGCCCGGAGGACCCCUUCUGCUGGGAGGGGCUGCCCGCCCCCUCCCCCACCCCCGUCUCUCUGGGCCACCUUCCCCCUGCCGUGCACGCGGGACUCUGACCUUCAGCCAUGUCUAGGGCACGAGGGCAGGCUCUGUGCCAGAGUUUGUGGGGGCACCCAGGGGGCCUGGUGCUGGCCAGGUGGGCAUGUUACAAGAUCCUGGCUGGAGACAUGGGCCACGCACCUGCCUGUUCACUGGGAGGGACUGUGCUGUACCAUUCUGUCUUUGUAACAUAAAUACAGAUUUUUAUACCUCA
This is a messenger RNA of Phacochoerus africanus (Common warthog), 3757 nucleotides long. It is a transcript of the gene MXD4, whose product is annotated as MAX dimerization protein 4. Gene Ontology annotation, molecular function: protein dimerization activity; RNA polymerase II cis-regulatory region sequence-specific DNA binding; DNA-binding transcription factor activity, RNA polymerase II-specific. The transcript has 6 exons. Gene Ontology annotation, biological process: regulation of transcription by RNA polymerase II. The coding region runs from base 144 to 773 and encodes 209 amino acids. The record is from RefSeq and is a predicted model, not a curated record. Lineage: Eukaryota; Metazoa; Chordata; Mammalia; Artiodactyla; Suidae.